Rattus norvegicus (Norway rat) is the source of this 2357-nucleotide messenger RNA. RefSeq names its product DnaJ heat shock protein family (Hsp40) member B1 (gene Dnajb1). NCBI's taxonomy places the organism in Eukaryota, Metazoa, Chordata, Mammalia, Rodentia, Muridae. Gene Ontology annotation, cellular component: nucleoplasm; cytosol; cytoplasm. Gene Ontology annotation, molecular function: Hsp70 protein binding; transcription corepressor activity; protein-folding chaperone binding. Gene Ontology annotation, biological process: cellular response to heat; negative regulation of transcription by RNA polymerase II; positive regulation of protein folding. The record is from RefSeq and is a predicted model, not a curated record.
GGCGGGAUCUGGAAGCUUCCGCCGGACGGGUAUAUAGAGUCCGGGACGGGGCAGCAGCGGAGCCGGAGGCGGCGACAGCUGGGCGGCGGUGGCCAUGGGCAAGGACUACUACCAGACGCUGGGCCUGGCCCGCGGCGCGUCCGACGACGAGAUCAAGCGGGCCUACCGCCGCCAGGCGCUGCGCUACCACCCGGACAAGAACAAGGAGCCCGGCGCCGAGGAGAAGUUCAAGGAGAUCGCCGAGGCCUACGACGUGCUCAGCGACCCGCGCAAGCGCGAGAUUUUCGACCGCUAUGGAGAGGAAGGUACGCGUGCGCGCGGCCCGGGUGACCCGCCGUUUGACAGGCGAGGAAACCGAGGCACUCGGGGCCUCUCUGAGGCUUCGGCGGGGGACAGAUGGUCCGGGGAUCCCGCGGCGGCGCUGCCUCCUCCACCUUCUCUCUAAUCGGCGGCCUCAGACGGGAGGAGGAGCUCUGGGCCUGAAGGGUGGUGGCCCCAGUGGCGGGAGCAGUGGUGGUGCUAAUGGUACCUCUUUCAGCUACACAUUCCAUGGAGACCCUCAUGCUAUGUUUGCUGAGUUCUUCGGUGGCAGGAAUCCCUUUGAUACCUUUUUUGGGCAGCGCAACGGGGAAGAAGGCAUGGACAUCGAUGACCCGUUCUCUAGCUUUCCGAUGGGUAUGGGCGGCUUCACCAAUAUGAACUUUGGACGUUCCCGCCCUACUCAAGAGCCCACCCGGAAGAAGCAAGAUCCCCCAGUCACCCACGACCUUCGGGUCUCCCUUGAAGAGAUCUACAGCGGCUGUACCAAGAAGAUGAAAAUCUCCCACAAGCGGCUGAACCCUGAUGGAAAGAGCAUUCGAAAUGAAGAUAAGAUCCUGACCAUCGAAGUGAAGAGGGGCUGGAAAGAAGGGACCAAAAUCACCUUUCCCAAGGAAGGGGACCAGACCUCGAACAACAUUCCAGCUGACAUCGUCUUUGUUUUAAAGGACAAGCCACACAAUAUCUUCAAGAGAGAUGGUUCUGAUGUCAUUUAUCCAGCCAGGAUUAGCCUUCGGGAGGCUCUCUGUGGUUGCACUGUGAAUGUUCCUACUCUGGACGGCAGGACCAUUCCUGUUGUAUUCAAAGAUGUCAUCAGGCCUGGCAUGCGGAGGAAAGUUCCUGGAGAAGGCCUCCCCCUCCCCAAAACACCUGAGAAACGUGGAGACCUUGUUAUCGAAUUUGAAGUCAUCUUCCCUGAUAGGAUCCCCAUCUCAUCCAGAACCAUCCUGGAGCAGGUUCUUCCCAUAUAGCUGCCUGCAUUCCUCAAGGACUGAGCCAGGGACCUUUCCAGAGCUGCAGAUUUCCAGACCGUUCCACUGGUUGCAUACUGCGGGAGGGCCCAGGGAGGGCUUUUGCUCUGCCGAAUGUUUUCCACAGAAUAUAUUACAAUCUUUCAAAGUCGCGCACUAGACUACAGUGGUUUUUCGAGCGAUAGGCAGGCGGUGGGAACAGCAGCCCUCCUGGAAUGGACCCACCCUUUGCACCCCAGCUCCUGCCCGAGGGUGUGAGGCAGGCCUGCAACUGGACUCUUCCCCUCUGCUGUCCUUAGGUUCUGGCUGUCACGUGACAGUGGCCCACCAUCUCGGUUGCCAGACCCUGUGCACUAAUCAGUCUCCACUGUGUGAGAGGUUCUUGUUUUAUUCUGUAUUUGUCCCCUGCCUUGUCCUCCUCCCCAGAAGAAUCCUGUCUUGUCUUGGCCAUCUCAAAUUGAGACCAAUUCUUUAGAACUGCCAGGCCAGCAUCACAAGCAAUACCUGGUUGCAGGACCACAGGGCCAGCCUCCUUCCAGGUUCUGGGGCCUGGACAGCCAGGAGAUCCCCUGGACCUCUGGCUCUCUUGAAAUCAGAUGGCUGCCUUACAGUCACAGUACUUGCUGGUCCAGAGGUAGCCCUUGGCCACACCUGGCACUUCUCAGAGGUGCAGGUGACUUUUUUGUGUGUGUGUAUGUGUGUGUGUAAUGGACUCAACUUUCUCAAAAGGAUACAGUCCUUUUGAAUUUUGCACAGCCCUAGAUAUAAUCCCUUUUGAUAAAAGGGCCUUUGCUUCUGAUGAAAGGAGCACCGUGGAACGUAUGUAAAUAUGUUUUUAUAAUUCCAUGCAAAGCUGGUGUGCACUUGGAUGAAAGCAGUCCCUGUCAACUACUGCCUGUCCAGGGCUGUGAUGAGUCAGACCUGGGGAGGGAAUGGAUCUGUUCUUUGGAGCUAGCCUGGUGCUCUGACCAUUCGACUCAUUGUAAGUUGCCACUACCAACACAAGACCAAAGUGUGUGACUUGUCAUUAUGCAGUGUGACAGCAUUAAAGACUGAUGCUAAACCUCA